Messenger RNA from Bacillus rossius redtenbacheri, 1933 nucleotides. It is a transcript of the gene Fkbp59, whose product is annotated as FK506-binding protein 59. The transcript is spliced from 9 exons. Lineage: Eukaryota; Metazoa; Arthropoda; Insecta; Phasmatodea; Bacillidae. The record is from RefSeq and is a predicted model, not a curated record. Gene Ontology annotation, molecular function: peptidyl-prolyl cis-trans isomerase activity; protein binding. The coding region runs from base 141 to 1541 and encodes 466 amino acids.
UGAAAACUCAAUCUGGGGACCCUGGUCUCUUCCUCCUUGGUGUUUCAGUUUGCGGCAAAACGAUUGGUUUGGGUUGUCGGUUGGAUAUUGUUGCAGUGUCUAUUGAUUAGAGGUUUAGAAAACUAUAAUUUAUCCUGACCAUGGCAGGCUGUGGGAGCACGGAGGUGCCCGGUCACUCGGCAGUUGACGUGACUCCCGACGGAGACGGAGGGGUGUUGAAGGAGAUCGUCAAAGAGGGCGUCGGCGAGUGUCCGUGCCCAGGCAGCAAGGUCAGGGUGCACUAUGUCGGCAAACUACUCGAUGGUUCGGAGUUCGAUUCCAGCAGAGGCAGAAGCGAACCAUUCGAGUUCAAUCUUGGAAAAGGGUCGGUGAUAAAGGCGUGGGACCUGGGAGUGGCAACCAUGAAGAAGGGGGAGGUGUUUCUUCUCACUUGCAAGCCAGAGUAUGCCUACGGCAAGGCCGGCAGCCCGCCCAAGAUUGGGCCCAAUGCCACACUUGUGUUCGAGAUCGAAAUGUUGGAUUGGUCGGGAGAGGAUCUCAGUCAGAAGAAGGAUGGCGGCAUUACUCGAAACCAAAUUUCCAAAGGAGAGGGCUACACAACUCCCAACGACGGAGCUGUUGUCGAAGUUCAUCUGGUCGGCAAGUAUGACGGUGCGGUGUUCGAGGAGAGAGACGUAACGUUUCCACUGGGAGAAGGCAGCGAGUACGGCGUGUGUGAUGGGCUGGAAAGAGCUAUCGAGAAGUUCAAGAAGGGUGAGAAGUCUCGCAUUUUGCUCAAGUCCAAGUAUGCCUUCAAGGAUGCUGGUAAACCAGAGUGCAACAUUCCACCUCAUGCAGACGUUGAAUAUGUGGUUGAACUGAAAAACUUUGAGAAGGCGAAAGAGAGCUGGUCGCUGGACAGUGAGGGCAAACUGGAGCAAGCCAAAUUUUUCAAAGAGAAAGGCACCAAUUACUUCAAAGCUGGAAAAUAUGAGUUGGCAUUAAAAAUGUACAAGAGAAUUGUUCCAUUCUUGGAAUAUAAUACAGGCUUCGAGGGAGCGCAAGAGGAGGAGAGGAAGCACGUGCUGCUCUCGGGCCAUCUGAACCUUGCCAUGACGCACCUGAAGCUCGGCAACUGCCUGGAUGCGCGGGACCACUGUGACAAGGCUCUCGAGCUCCACCCCAACAACAUCAAAGCCCUCUUCCGUCGUGCCCAGGCGUGGCUGGGAGUCGUGGAGCCAGAGAAGGCGCAGGCCGACCUCGAGACGGCGCACGGGCUGGAGCCAGGCAACAGGGCGGUCGCCAACCUCAUCGCGCAGUGCAAUGCCAAGCUGAGGGAGCAGAAGUCGCGCGAGAAGAAGAUCUACGCCAACAUGUUUGAGAAGUUUGCGCAGAGGGACAGGGAGAAGGAGGAAGAGUGGCGCCGCAACCAGCCUGAUGUCAUGAAGACCCUGGGGGAAUGGGGCAAGGACGAGCGCGAGCGUGAGAUGACCGACUUUGAGCGAGAAAACCCCAACAUCCUGAUGCUCAACAGCACUGGGGAAGAGUUCAAAAAUAUGUGAGAUUCUCGUGUGUGUUGUCAUUGUUCACUUCGGGUUACUAUGCCGUAGACUCUUGACAUUCGAUUAUUUACUGUCCGGAAGAAAAUCAGACUAAGUGCUGGUGUUCACUAAUGUUAAGUUUGAUUGCCAGUGCCUACAUCCCAUUUGUUUAGAGAGCUUUUAUUUUAUGUACUGUAGUAAAAAUAUUAGUUGAACCUCUACAUAUGCAAGUUGCUAUGAACAUGCAGUCAUCUUGGGUAAGUCCUCGUUGAUCUCUGCUCUCAGACAAUACAACUUAUUCACUUUCCUGUAGGCUCUCUCACAAGUCGGAAUGUUUCUGCAUGUCUGAAGUUUUGAAUGUUUUGAGAAUAUAUUUGUAAAUAUUUUGGUACUUAAAUUCAUUCUAACCAUCA